UUUCAAUCCUUGGUUCAAAUAGAGAACAAGCAUGAUACAACACCUAGGUUGCACGGAUUCGGCUCUUCACUGCCGCCUCGCGCACCGGAAUCGUCUCCGGCGCGGAUUCGCCGGCGGGGACGGCAGUUGGCGUACCCGAAACGGAUCUACAGGUUUGGAUUCGUCGGGUAGGAAUUGGGUACGAAUCCGGACGAAUCGGGUAGGAAUUGGGGAACCAGAGAGACCAGAGCAGUAGAGCACCACUUUGAUGCUCUUUUUUUGACGGAUCUGAGCAGAUACCAAAGCAGUAGAACUUUAAUUCUCCCUUCUUUUUUUAUAUUAUUUUAUUAAUCUAGUUUGGACCCUUGUUUAUUACUGUAUUACUGUUUUUUGGACCAUAGUUUAUUCCUUUUCUUAUUACUGUUUUUUAGAUUAUUUUUAGAUACUGUAUAAAUCAAGUUUGGACCAUUGU
Cuscuta campestris is the source of this 451-nucleotide messenger RNA. NCBI's taxonomy places the organism in Eukaryota, Viridiplantae, Streptophyta, Magnoliopsida, Solanales, Convolvulaceae. The record is from the annotation of a GenBank genome assembly.